This is a messenger RNA of Schistosoma curassoni, 659 nucleotides long. The record is from the annotation of a GenBank genome assembly. Lineage: Eukaryota; Metazoa; Platyhelminthes; Trematoda; Strigeidida; Schistosomatidae.
AUGAUUAAAAACUUUAAACAGAACUUCAAUGUGACAACUUUGUCGGCACAAUUUACUCCCGUAAAGAAUUUAUGGAAAAUAAGUGCACCAGUUCUAGGCUUUUACAUACGUUCUACACCCAGAUUUAUCCUAUAUCAUACAAAAUGCACACUCAUGACAACAUCGAACUUGAAUCGGUCUAUACUCAAACAAAUAUUUCUUUCAUUUCGAGCAAUGUUUUAUCGCGAACGACCACGUCUGGUUGGCGUAGAUAAAUCAGGUAAUCGAUAUUUUGAAGCACCACCAAAUAAAGCAAGUGAACAUACUCAUUUAUCAAAAUUACCAAAGAGGUUUUUUCUUAUGCCUGGACAAAAUGGAUUAGAAUGUUCACAUGGGAAUAUGGAUGUAGAAUUAUCGUCUGUACCUCCUGAAUGGCAUUCAUGGUUGAGUCAUCGACGUUCUAAUCCACCUACAGAAGAAGAGAUAGAAGCUAAUGCUGUAUCUAUGAUCAACCGUCUUAGUCGUGCAGCAGAAUUGGAGGUAAAAUAUAAUGAAGAACGUCAAGAAAUGAUUAAACAAGGAUUGUUACAUACUGAUAAAGUGGAAUCGUCUAACAUUCAUAGUAAAUCUUCAUUUCCUGUUUAUUCUGAUUUACAAAUUUCUCCGGACGAAAGUCAUAA